Messenger RNA from Penicillium paradoxum, 1446 nucleotides. RefSeq lists its product as uncharacterized. Lineage: Eukaryota; Fungi; Ascomycota; Eurotiomycetes; Eurotiales; Aspergillaceae. Bases 1 to 1446 code for a protein of 481 amino acids. The transcript has 3 exons. The record is from RefSeq and is a predicted model, not a curated record. Gene Ontology annotation, molecular function: NADP binding; N,N-dimethylaniline monooxygenase activity; flavin adenine dinucleotide binding.
AUGGUUGGUAUGCCGAUUAAAAGGGUCGCGGUCAUCGGCGCCGGGCCGGCAGGAGCCAUUGCGAUAGAUGCGCUCGCGCAAGAAAAGGCCUUCGACAUUAUUCGUGUAUUCGAGCGCCGCGAAGGCCCAGGGGUUGCUGGUUCGAUCGGGGAUUCGUCUCCUCCCCCAACGCUGGUUGACUUCGCGUCUCUGGCUAAGAGAACGGCGGAUACUCCUGUUCCUCUUCCUCACAGUUUGCCUGCGCAGACUCCAAAGUCGGACCAGCCUCGAUUUGCAGAGUCGUCCGUUUAUCCAUAUUUGGAAACAAAUAUCGAUUCCCUGCCUAUGCAGUUUUCUCGGGAGCCUUUCCCGGAGGAACGCAGUGAAUCUUCCAUAUCACACCAUGGACCCCAGACCCCAUUUCGCAGGUGGGAUGUAGUCCGCAAAUAUGUUAGGGAUCUUGUGGAGCGUCGGGGGUACAAUGACUGCAUUUCAUACAACACCACAGUCGAGCGGGUUGAGAAGGUGGGAACGGAGUGGAAAGUCACACUUCGCAAAGAUGGGGAGAAGAGCGACUAUUGGUGGGUUGAGUGGUUCGAUGCGGUCGUUGUGGCGAGUGGGCACUUCUGGGUACCAUACAUACCCCCAAUAGAAGGCCUGGAGAGCUUUGAGAAGGCGAGACCGGGCAGUGUACUUCACAGCAAACAUUUCCGAGGGAGAGAGGCAUUUACUGGCAAGCGAGUUGUGGUUGUAGGCGCGUCUGUCUCAGCGGCUGACAUUGCAUUCGAUCUUACGGAAACUGCAGAGCGACCGGUUCAUGCAAUUACAAUUGGACAUGCAGCGAACGGUUACUUCGGCGAUGAGGCAUUCAAACAUCCAAGUAUACAAAACCACCCAUCAAUAGAACGGGUCUCUGGCAGAACUGUGCAUUUGGUGAACGGAGGUUGUAUCACGGAUGUUGACUACAUAAUUUUCGGGACAGGCUACAGCUGGACGCUACCAUUCUUACCGGCAGUUCCAGUACGCAAUAACCGAGUGCCCGAGCUGUAUCAACACGUUGUGUGGCAAAAGGACCCAACUCUGCUGUUUGUCGGCGCUGUCGCUGCUGGACUGACGUUCAAGGUGUUUGAAUGGCAGUCUGUGUUAGCCGCGCGACUGCUUGCUGGCCGAGCUACUCUGCCACCACUGGAAGAAAUGCAGAAAUGGGAAACAGAACGUGUAAAGGCUCGGGGUGACGGCGUGAAGUUCACGCUGAUCCAUCCAGACUUCGAAGACUAUUUUGAGACAGUGAGAAGACUGGCCGGUGAGGGAGAAGAGAACAAGGGACGAAAAUUGCCCAAGUUCCGCCGCGAGUGGGUGAGAGCAUUUUUGGAUGGCCAUGAACGCCGCAAAUCGAUGUGGAAAAGGCUGAAUGCGAAAGCCCGGGCUGUGUCUCAAACAACCAACAAAGAAUUAGCUCGGCUCUGA